AACAGCAAAAAGGAAAAAAAGGAGCAAAGGAACUACAAACCAAGCCUGGAUGGAAAGGAGUGUGUGUGUGUGUAUGUGUGUGCUAAGGAAACUAGCUCAGAGUAGUGUGUGAAACACAUGUACAUACACAGCGAGUGACAAUGCAUUAGUGUGUGUGUGUGUGUGUGUGUGUGAUAGCCGCGACUGCUGCUGUAAAGAAAAGUGUGUGGAAAAGUGCGUGCGAUGCAUUUGCUCAGGCUGCUGCUCUCAACGACAACCCGCUGCUGGCCAUGCAACUGCAACUAGGACUAAGACAAAGACUAAGACUAAGCAGGCAACUAGCCAAAUAGUUAAACGUGCCACAAUAGGCUACAUUAGAAGCGGGUCUUGCACCUGCUCGAAGAUAGCGCACUGAUUGACGCAGAGACGCCAGCCACAGCCGCCGCACUGGCGUCGUUUUGUGAGCGCGGCUUGAUGCCCGACUCGAUGAUGGAUAUGGAGCAUCGGGAUCAUCAGCUGCAUCGGCAUCAUCAGCCGCCGCAGCGUGUGAUGGCGGCAACAAGCACAAGCACCUUUGCAACGCCAGCGCCAGCGCCAACCGCUGCGGCAGAAGGAACAGCAACAAUCAGCGAACAGCGGGAACGGGACCAUCAACUGCCCAUAACGGGAACGCCAAGCAUGCAACACCAUCAGCUGCCGCAGCAGCAGCCCAUUUUGCCGCCGCCGCAGUCGACGCGACCGCAAUUAAACACACGCGAGCAUCACCAACAACAGCAACAACAACAGCAGCAACAACUUAACCAGCAGCAGCAACAACAACUGCAGCAGCAACAGCAGCUGGCAUUGCCGCACAGUCAUCAUGCUCUGAUGCAGCAGUCGCAUCAGCAGCAGGCCAUACAUCGAGCUGAGCAGCGACGAGAUACACAAGCAAAACAUUCACAUGGAUUUCUCUAUUCGGACGAGGAUAUCAGCGACAAGGCCUCGACAUGCGGCAAAUUGCUCAUUUUUCUAUCCGUGGCACUUGUGAUAAUGACGCUGCCCUUCAGUCUAUUUGUCUGCUUCAAGGUGGUGCAGGAGUACGAGCGCGCGGUUAUCUUUCGCCUCGGCCGCCUUAUGCAGGGCGGCGCCAAGGGUCCAGGCAUUUUCUUCAUACUGCCCUGCAUUGACUCGUAUGCACGCGUGGAUUUGCGUACUCGCACCUACGAUGUGCCACCGCAGGAGGUUCUGACAAAGGAUAGCGUUACGGUUUCGGUGGAUGCAGUGGUUUACUAUCGCGUAUCAAAUGCAACCGUCUCUAUAGCGAACGUGGAGAAUGCUCACCAUUCGACCAGACUACUGGCACAGACUACUCUACGAAACACAAUGGGAACUCGGCAUUUGCAUGAGAUACUCAGCGAGCGUAUGACGAUUUCCGGCACCAUGCAGGUUCAGCUCGACGAAGCCACCGAUGCUUGGGGCAUCAAAGUUGAACGUGUUGAAAUCAAGGAUGUGCGUCUGCCCGUGCAACUGCAGCGCGCAAUGGCCGCCGAGGCGGAGGCAGCGCGUGAGGCGCGCGCCAAGGUGAUUGCCGCCGAAGGUGAGCAGAAGGCAUCACGAGCGCUGCGCGAGGCAUCCGAGGUGAUUGGCGAUUCGCCGGCAGCGCUGCAGCUGCGCUAUCUGCAGACACUCAACACCAUAUCCGCGGAGAAGAACUCGACGAUUGUGUUCCCGCUGCCCAUCGACUUGAUAACGUAUUUCCUGAAAACAUCGGAGGCGUCCUCUCAACAGAAUGCGGCUGCAGCCGUCGCAGCGCAGCAGCAGGUGCAGCUGCAGCAACAACAACAGCUGCUGCAACAGCAGCAGCAACUGCAUCAGCAGCAGCAGCAAUACUCGCCGUCGCCCCAGAUGCUGCAGGAACCGGCGCUGCAGCUGCAAAUGCAGCCACAGCCACAGCAGCCGCAGCAGCAGCAGCAGCAACAAUACCAGCAGACGCAGCAGAUCUCGUCGGCAAUGUAAAUGCAAAGGAAAACCAACCCCAAAGGAAAAGUUUCGGCAUUGCCGAAUCAUGAAUGAGGUGCACAAGUUAAAAGAAAGAAGGAAGCGCCACUGCCAUGUUAAUUAACAUAGCCUUAACAGUAUGUUCAGCAGUUAACAUUCUUAGCUGUGCAGCGCAUUCCACACCCAUAUGAAACACACACACGCACACAUCUACACUCAACACAUACAACGAUUCCGAAUAGAAUCAAAAACUUAGUUGUAGGUACCAUUAAGUGCGAUUUCAAAUGCAUUGAUUCCACAAUAUGGAAAAGUCAGGAGUACUAUUUAUCAAAUAUAAUGCAGACCAUUAUUUUCACAUAAUGGAAAAGUCAGGAGUACUAUUUAUUAAAUAUAAAAUUUAGACCAAUUAGGGUCUUAGGCAAGCAAACCCGUAACGACUAGUGAAAAUUCUAAAACCAACCAGUUUUGAGAAUAUUAAAAUGAAUUACACCAAUUAGCAUAAAAGACAGUGUUGAAAAUUGCUAAACUUGUCAUUUUCAUGCCAAAAGCUAGCUAAAAAUUGAAUCCCCAUUUUUAGCUGGAAAAUGGCUGAAUGGACAUAUUGGAUAAUACAUUUUGCGAUACUCAAAAAUGGUUGGUUUGGUUUUGAAUUUUCGUCAAAUCUAGUUGUGAAAUGUUAAGUAGAAGAAGAUGCAACAAAAAAAAAACGCUGUCGAAAUGUGUUUUUGUAAAUGUUUAGCCUAUAAGAUGUUAAUACGUGGUUAUCCAUAGCAAAAACAAUACAUAUAGUCCAGACAAACGAUAGGUAAAUUUCUUAUAUAUAUAUAUAAUAUAUAUGCGUGUAUAUAUAUGACAUACAUACACGUACACAGACAUACUCGUAAUGCAUUUACAAUUUGAUCUAUAGCUGUAUGUACCGAUUGUGAUAGAACAAUUUGUACAGCUCGUUAGCUGUGGCGCAUAAACCGAAUCUAGUUGAAAUGUUUCAGAAAAUAAAAAACAAAAAGAACUUUAAGAUUGUACAUCUAUAUGGCCAUAUAGAAAGGAAUACUACAUAUACACUACAUAUAAUCAAGUACUGGAUAUAUAUAAUAAAAUAUAUAUGUGUGGUAAAAGGAAUACAAAUACAAUAGAACUACCGACCUAUAUAGUAUAUAUAUAUAUAUAUAUACAGAGUUCAUCGGACGACAGCCAGUUGAACGAAUUCGCUUUCAACAGCUGCCUUAUAAGUACUAUAUGUAUAUGAAUAAUACCUACCAAUAAACUUACAAAAACCCAAAAACAACAUAAUCGACGACUUUCUCAAACACAUAUACAAUAAAUAAAUGUAAUACGAAUUUAUUGUACAUACAAUAACCAAAAAAAAAAAAACGAUAUCGAUAGACAGAACUGUUUUACCCCAUACUUAAUAGAACUUUAUAGUAUAUAUAUAUAUAUAUAUAUAUACGGAUUGAAUAUAUAGUACGGAAAUUCUGCUCAUGUGUUGCAUCUCAUUGCUGCAAUCGCCAGUUACGUAUCCAAUUAUUGUAGGGUUUAUCAAAAUCGAAAUUCGAACUCAAAUUCAAUGUCAAAAUAUCAAAUUCAAAUUUGCAAUUGCUUAGAUAAAUUUGCCUGUAGUGUUCAUUCCAAGUCAGAUCUCACAAGAGUAUACUUUUUAGCGCACUUCAUUAAAAUUAUCAAUAAAUUCUAUAUGCAUACAUUUAAACAAAUAUGAAAAAUUCAAUAAUCAAUUACAUGCAACAUACAAACAUACAUACGAGUAUUAAUUAUGUACAUUUUUGCCUUUGAAACAAUUUUUAAACGAAACGAUUUCAUUAUUACUUAUAUAUACAUACUUAU
Drosophila novamexicana is the source of this 3795-nucleotide messenger RNA. Its product is annotated as band 7 protein AGAP004871. The record is from RefSeq and is a predicted model, not a curated record. The transcript has 10 exons. Lineage: Eukaryota; Metazoa; Arthropoda; Insecta; Diptera; Drosophilidae. Gene Ontology annotation, cellular component: plasma membrane. The coding region runs from base 454 to 1974 and encodes 506 amino acids.